GCUUAAUGCAAAGAUAGGAUUGUCUUGACACCUUUUAUUAAUACUUAAUAAUAUGAUGUAUAUGGGUUAGAAUACUUCUUAUACUCAAUAAAUGAAAUGAUUUUUUUGGCUUUUCAAAAAAAAAAAUUAUAAGUUUAUAAUCUUGAUUUCUCAGCCUGUAUUGCUAGCAUCUCCUUCCUUCUCUUUUCUAUUGAAGAUACUAAGCAUGGCCUUAAUACUUGGAAACUUUUCCUCUCAACGUUUCCCUUCAGUGCCCGGUCUUUCUUCCAUGCAGAGAACUACUCCAUCUACUAAAUUUCCUGUGGCUUCCAUCGCCCAUCCGCCAAAGUCUAAAGAUUCUAGCAAACUCAUAAUCAAGAAGCCUUGCUUGUCAACUGAAAAGAUUGAAAUCUUCAAAUCCUUGGAUGAUUAUUGGUCGGAGAAGAACCUUUUAAUUCACCUGAAACCGGUCGAAAAAUGUUGGCAACCACAGGAUUUCCUACCGGAUCCAACUUCAGACGGGUUCAUAGAGCAAAUCGGGGAAAUGAGAGAAAGAGCAAAGGAAAUUCCUGAUGAAUAUUUUGUUGUGCUGGUGGGAAACUUGAUCACGGAAGAAGCCCUACCAACAUACCAAACAAUGGCCAAUAGGCCUGAGGGAGCUCAAGAUGAAACUGGGGCCAGCCUCACUCCUUGGUCAAUUUGGUCAAGGUCAUGGACAGCUGAGGAGAACCGGCACGGUGAUCUUCUCAACAGGUAUCUCUAUCUAUCUGGACGAGUAGACAUGAGGCAAGUUGAGAAGACAACUCAAUAUCUAAUAACAUCUGGAAUGGAUACUGGCAUAGGGAACGACCCAUAUCUAUUAGCCAUUUACACAUCAUUUCAGGAGAGGGCAACUGCUAUCUCCCAUGGGAGCAUGGGGAGGCUGGCCAAGGAGAAAGGAGACCUGAAAUUGGCUCAAAUCUGUGGCAUCAUCGCAGCAGAUGAAAAGCGCCAUGAGACGGCCUACAGUAAAUUAGUAGGAAAACUGUUCGAGGUUGAUCCAAAUGGAACUGUCCUGGCUUUUGCACACAUGAUGAGGAGAAAAAUCACCAUGCCAGGUGAGUACAUGUAUGACGGUUGCAACGACAACCUUUUCAUGGACUAUUCUGCUAUUGCACAGGGUGUUGGGGUUUACACUUUGGGAGAUUAUAUUGAUAUAUUGGAGGUCCUGGUGGAGAAGUGGAAAGUCAAGGAUCUUACUGGACUUUCAGCUGAAGGGCAAGAAGCUCAGGAAUUUGUCUGUGAUCAUUUACCUCGAAGACUUAGAAGGCUGGAGGAGAGAGGUGAAAGGAGAGUUAAGAAAAGACAAGCUCUUCCAUUUAGCUGGAUUUUCAACAGAGCAGUUUAAAUUCAUAAAGAAAGAAAAGAAGCAAGAUAGGCAGUAUGGAAUGAAAGAGCUUUUUCCUU
Molecule: messenger RNA, 1425 nt
Organism: Rubroshorea leprosula
Lineage: Eukaryota; Viridiplantae; Streptophyta; Magnoliopsida; Malvales; Dipterocarpaceae
Source: the annotation of a GenBank genome assembly